Molecule: messenger RNA, 1425 nt
Organism: Cheilinus undulatus (humphead wrasse)
Lineage: Eukaryota; Metazoa; Chordata; Actinopteri; Labriformes; Labridae
Product: gamma-aminobutyric acid receptor subunit rho-2-like
Exons: 9
Coding region: 1-1425 (474 amino acids)
Biological process (GO): chemical synaptic transmission; monoatomic ion transmembrane transport; signal transduction
Cellular component (GO): GABA-A receptor complex; neuron projection; membrane
Molecular function (GO): neurotransmitter receptor activity; GABA-A receptor activity; extracellular ligand-gated monoatomic ion channel activity
Source: RefSeq, a predicted model, not a curated record
AUGCGCUGUUACGCCAGGUUUGUGCUCCUGCUGCUGUGUCUGGUGCUGAUCGGGGAGUGCAGGAAGCACAGAAGUAGGAAAAAGCGCUGGUCUGCGCCCGCGGAGGCGCACAAGCCCGGGACUCCUCUGUCCAAGAAGGUGGCAGAUGGAACUAAAACCCGAAAGCUGAAAACGAGUCACCUCCUGCGAAUCGACGAGCAUGACUUCACCAUGAGGCCGGCCUUCGCAGGUCCAGCCGUUCCUGUGGGAGUGGACGUGCAGGUGGAAAGUUUGGACAGCAUAUCAGAGGUGGACAUGGACUUCACCAUGACCCUGUAUCUGAGGCAUUACUGGAAGGACGAGCGGCUUGCCUUCCCCAGCACCACCAACAAGAGCAUGACGUUUGAUGGGCGCCUGGUGAAAAAGAUCUGGGUGCCCGAUGUCUUCUUCGUCCACUCCAAGAGGUCGUUUAUCCACGACACCACCACCGACAACAUCAUGCUGCGGGUGUUUCCUGACGGUCACGUCCUCUACAGCCUGAGGGUUACAGUCACCGCUGCGUGCAACAUGGAUUUCAGCCGCUUCCCGCUGGACUCUCAGACGUGCACGCUGGAGCUGGAGAGCUACGCCUACACAGAUGAAGACCUGAUGCUCUACUGGAAAAGCGGAGAUGAGUCCCUGAGUACCGACGACAGAAUUUCUCUGUCUCAGUUUCUCAUCCAGAAGUUCCACACCACAUCCAGACUGGCUUUCUACAGCAGCACAGGCUGGUACAACCGUCUGUACAUCAACUUCACGCUGCGGCGACACAUCUUCUUCUUCCUGCUGCAGACGUACUUCCCCGCCACGCUCAUGGUCAUGCUGUCCUGGGUGUCCUUCUGGAUCGACCGCAGGGCCGUUCCUGCCAGGGUCUCACUGGGUAUAACCACGGUGCUCACCAUGUCAACCAUCAUCACAGGAGUCAACGCCUCCAUGCCUAGAGUCUCCUACAUCAAAGCUGUGGACAUUUACCUCUGGGUCAGUUUCGUCUUUGUGUUCCUGUCUGUGCUUGAAUAUGCAGCUGUCAACUACCUGACCACGAUGAGAGACGGAAAAGACCGCAGGCUCCGAGAAAAAGCCCGGGAGCAGUCCCAGACUCUCCCCUGCACCUGCGGCAUGUCCCACGCCAGGACCAUGAUGCUGGACGGAACGUACAGUGAAGCUGACGCCAACAGUCUGGCUGGGUAUACGAGGGCAUCGAUGGCAGCUGAGGACUCUUCAGAAAAACAGGAGCGAAUGGUGGUGCAUCUGUCCCUGGACAAUGAGCCCACAGGGAACAAGCAGAAGAAGGGAAUCCGCGGCUUCAGGAUCAUCCAGAACACCCAUGCUAUUGACACUUACUCACGCAUGAUCUUCCCUGGAUCCUACAUCCUGUUUAAUCUGAUCUACUGGUGUGUGUACUGCUGA